Molecule: messenger RNA, 4011 nt
Organism: Caenorhabditis bovis
Lineage: Eukaryota; Metazoa; Nematoda; Chromadorea; Rhabditida; Rhabditidae
Source: the annotation of a GenBank genome assembly
AUGUCCAGGGACGCCGUCAUCAUCAUUAUCCUCUUCUUCCAAAAAUAUGUUGUGAAGAAGAGCGGGGAGGAGGCGCGCUCUCGCCCGCGCGAGGAUUGGCGACGCGCGCAGAACGGCAACGCGAAUCAGUUGGCGCAGAUGGCGGCCGCCAUGUCGCAGCUGAAUUCGUUGGCGAACUCGAGCUUACGGGCGGCAAGCUCGCAGCAACAAGCUCAGCAACCAGUCACGAUAACCCCGGAGGCGAUGAUGUUUUGGCAGAAUAUGAUGCAGGCGCAAAUGCUGCAGCAGAUGGCAGCCGCUGCCAAGCAGCCGAACAUGGAGGAGAUGCUCAAGAAGAUGAUGCAGAAGGCGAUGGCGGCUAGCAAUAAAGGUGCGGCGACGAAAACGAGCAAGUCCAAAGAGCCUGGAGAGGUUGUCAAGCAGCAGCAGCAACAACAACAACAACCGUCGACGUCAACGGCGUCGACGUCGUCGGGAGCCGCUAAGAAUACGAUCGACGCGGCGAUGUGGCAAUUGGUCGCCGCGCAAAUGAUCCAGCACCAGCAAUUGCAGAAUGAGCAAACGAAGAAGUUGCGUGAAGCGCAGAAGCAGAAGGAGGAGAGCAUUAAAGCGACGAAACAGCAGGAGCAGAUUAUUAAGAUGCUCAUUCAGCAGCAGGUGAUGCAGAAGCAGAAGGCGAUGGAAGAAGCCGUUGAUUCGACGGAUGCCGCGAAGAGCAAGAAGGUGGCGAUGAUGGCGGAGAUUAAUGUCAGAUUGGCGUUACAAUUGGGAUGGAAGCGUCAAACUUGCGUGAGGACCAUUACAGCUUCUGGAGUCCGUGGUGACGUUAGCUAUUAUGCACCAUGCGGCAAGAAAUUGAGCACUUAUACGGAAGUUCAACGGUAUCUCACGAAGAACGACAUCAAAUUUUUGAAUCGCGACAACUUCUCGUUUACUAGCAAACUGAUUGUUGGCGAGUUCAUUGUGCCGAAAACCAAAGAGUCGUCGGACGGCGAUGAUGCGUCGAAAGAGUUCGUCGUGAUGAGCGAGGAGGAGGUCAAUAAAGAGCUGGCGCGACUCAUCGCGUUGAAAGCGCCGCCGAAAUUGGUAAUGGCGACGAAUAAUGCGGCGAGCUCGUCGGGCGUCUCGCCGUCGAGUAGCAGCACGGAAGCGGCGAGAGAGGAGCAGUCGAGAGCCGCGUCUCCCGAAGAAAUUCUUGACAAUUUAAAUGAUGAUUAUAUUGAUGAGACGGUUGUCACAACGUUCGGACCCAAUGGAGAAGAGCACAAGUCGAGAGAGCCCGGCGAUGAUCUUCUAGUUCAUGAAAUACGACCGCUUCCCGAUUUGCCGAGAAUUGGGAAUCAGUGCCUCGAUUCGGUGGGAUUCGGUGACGCUGUAAUGAUUCACGAAUUUCUUCACAAUUUCUAUGCGGCUCUUCAAAUUGAUUUGUCACAAAUUCCGCCACUUGAAGUGCUUUGCGCGGGUCUCGCUGGCGAUGAGAAGCAUGCGGACGCCGUCCUGCAUUUGAGUCAGAAGCUGUUUUGUUUGGCGUUGGAACAUCCCGGGAUGGCGUCGACGCCGAGAAGCGAAACGCGUUUCGGUCAAGGCGCCGGUGAAUUGGGAAUUGAUCGCGACAAUUUCAGCGAGGUUUUGAGAUUAUUUCUAGCGGGCAAGGACAAAAAAGGCCAAAAGCUAUCUGAGCUUCUCGAUGCCACGAUUUACGAGAAACUUCGAGGCGAGGAGAAGGCGGCGAUACUGGCGUAUCUUUGCGAUGAGCUUCUCGCGUCGCCGAACGUGAUUCGCGAGAUUGACCGAAAUCUUGAUGAGAUGGGACGAUUGCGUGGCGAGAAAUGGCUUCGCGAAGGCAAAGCGCGAACGCUGAAAACGAUGCAGCAGAAGAAGCAGAAUGCCGGCUCGUCGGCUCAGCCGAAUGUCGACGGAAGUGAUUCGGAUGGAUCGAGGCCGACGACGCCGGCGCAAGCCCACGCGCAUUCCACGACACCGCAGAAGCAUCAGGUACCGACGGCGGGGCUUGCGAAGAAGUUCACGCCGGGGCUUGGCCAGUGCGAAGUGUUGACAGCGGAAGAGGAGGCGAUGAGUGUGGAAGAAAUGGAAUCUUGCAUUGCCGAACUUCAUGCGGAAGCGCAACAGAUCAAUCGGAAAAUCCAUGAGACGUCGUUGAGGGUUCGAUCGUUCCCGUUUGGAUUGGAUCGCUUCCAUCGACAAUAUUGGCUUCUCGCCCAUACGCCGACGGUUCUUAUUGAAUCGAUCGAGAGCGCGGCGCGAAAUAAUCCGGCAUGCAACGUGUUCGAGGUUUGUGCGAAAGAUCCCGCACCACUUGAAGCGCCCAAAGAUUCGACGAUCAGGAUUGACGAGGACGUUUUGGCGUGCGUUGAGGAUCUUGUCGAUACCAUCAUCCUGAAUCGAGCCAAAGCGGAUAAGAAGCAAAGGCGUCGAUACCGCCGAAUUGAUAACCAUAUGAAGAGAGGAUGGUGGACGCUGGAUUCUAAGGAAUCAAUCGAGCAUCUGAAGACGUCGCUGCACGGACGAGGAAUGCGUGAAAGAUGCCUUCAUCGACUUCUCUGCAAGCCGUGGUUCCUGAAUGACAUCAAAUUGGGAAAGAUAACCCUGGAACCUGUGGAAUCAAAGCUUCAACAUGAGGUUCUUGAUAGACAAUCGCUGAAACGUAUUGAUGAAGCCAUUGAAAAGUUGCGCCGUCGAAUGAGAAUGUCGGAUGUUGUGAUACCUGAAUACUCGGACAAUGGAAAAGGCAAGCCGACGGUGACGCCGACUCAUAUGGCUUUGGCGCAAGUUGUUCGUGAUGACAUUGCUUGGAAGACGUAUGACGACGAGAAUGAGCGAGACGUCGAUUUGGAAGAAGCUCAAGUGCGCUCGAGAAUUGUGGAGACGGCGAAAUGGGUUGUGCCGAAAUUCUGGCGGCCGGCGUUCGCUUCGCGUAUCGGCGACGACGGCGUUGAGAAGGAGCCGGAAAAAAUGGCGGAAUGGAGGCGCUAUGUGCUCGAGGAGGCUUCGACGACGAGCCAGUUGAUGGUCGGAUUGCAGGUGCUUGAGGCGAUGAUCGCGUGGGAGCGCACACCGCGUGAAGCAUUAUGCCAAAUUUGCAAAUCGAUGGACGGCGAUGAGAUGUUGGUGUGCGAUGGAUGCGACAAUGGAUGCCAUAUGGAAUGCUUCAGGCCCGCCAUGACGAAAGUGCCUAGCGGCGAUUGGUAUUGCCCGCGUUGCCGUGAACAGCGCACCGGUCGAAAUUUGUGUAUGUUCUGCUGUAAGGAGAAUGGAACGCUGAUCACGUGCCAACGAUGCGCCUACCAUAUGCAUUAUGAUUGUACGGUCGAGGAAAAGUCGGCCAAGGAGCACUAUGAUCCAGAAAAGUUCAUUUGUCCGCAUUGUGUUGAUGUUAAGACAAUCCGGUUUGCUAAACGUGUCAUGUUCCGCGAUGAGAGUGAGGAGCGCGAGAUUGAGGAGGCGGAAGGUGAGCAUCAGCAGCAGCAGCUUCAGCUACAACAGCAGAUGGAGAGCAACAAACCGCUAUUGAGAUCGAACGCUACAACGCCGACGUCGUCGACGACGAACGUUGUGAACGGCUCGUCGAGCUCCGGCGAGAAGAGAGUCGCGGUGAAGCGUAAAAUCAACGAGCCGGUUCAACUGCAUCUGCCGUUGGAGAUGAAUCAUGAUUUGUGCAAGGCGAUGCUCGAUGAGCUCGAAGCUCAACCGUUCGUUGGUCCGUUCUUGGAGCCGGUCGAUUUGAAAGCGGUGCCCGGCUACAAGCAGAUCAUCCAGAAGCCUAUUGAUUUGUCGAUGAUUCGUAGUAAGAAUGAGUCGUACGCGUAUGAGACGCCCGACGAGUUCGCGUCGGACAUCGAGUUGAUGCUGUUCAAUUGUCGGACGUUCAAUGUGGAUGAGUCGGCGGUUGGACAAGCCGGAAUUCAAAUGAAGAAGUUCUUCACGAAACGCUGGCGCCAACUCAAAUAUAACUAUUCGAAGCGAUUCAAACGACUUCAGAAGUAUCGCUGA